Lutzomyia longipalpis is the source of this 1130-nucleotide messenger RNA. Its product is annotated as peroxiredoxin-6-like. NCBI's taxonomy places the organism in Eukaryota, Metazoa, Arthropoda, Insecta, Diptera, Psychodidae. Gene Ontology annotation, biological process: cellular oxidant detoxification; cell redox homeostasis. Gene Ontology annotation, molecular function: peroxiredoxin activity. Gene Ontology annotation, cellular component: cytosol; mitochondrion. The record is from RefSeq and is a predicted model, not a curated record. The transcript is spliced from 5 exons. The coding region runs from base 400 to 1065 and encodes 221 amino acids.
CUACAGUUUCACGAGUCAAUGGGCAUGUCGCUCAAAAUGCCACAAGAGUACACGAAAAGAGCCCUAUUGUGCCUAAAACAGGCAAAGAGGUAGCCAAGGAGGGAUUCCCUGUUUUGAGUAGUUGUGAAAAAAUGCAAAUUGAUGAAGAGGAAGCUUCCUGACCACCCGGGAAAAGGACAAAAAUCUCCUGAUCUCGAAUAUAGGAAAAUUCCAGUGGAAGUGAAGUUAUUUCAUCACGCUGAAGCAAGUGGACAAGUUUCUGGUGCAAUUGAUCAAAUAGCGGUCGAGGACUUUCUCCCACCGCGCGCGAUCUGCCUGCGCACGUCAUUCACGCUGCCCCACUAUAUAAUGCAGCCACGGGCAGACAGACAACAACAUUGAAGUGCAAUCAGUGAGAUCAUGUUUCUUGAGCAAGUGGUUCCAGACUUUGAGGCCCAGAGUACCCAGGGUCCUCUAAAGUUCUACGAAUGGCUGGGGGAUUCUUGGUGUGUGAUCUUCUCCCAUCCGGCGGAUUUUACGCCUGUUUGCACCACAGAACUGGGAAGGAUUGCAGUUCACUUCCCGGAAUUCCAGAAGCGCAAUUGCAAACUCCUGGCCCAUUCAGUGGAUGAUGUAGGGAAGCAUGUUGACUGGGUCAAUGACAUCAAGAGCUACUGCUUGGACAUUCCUGGGGAUUUUCCGUAUCCCAUCAUAGCGGAUCCAGAACGCAAUCUUGCCGUCCAGUUUGGGAUGAUUGACGCCAAGCAGCGAAAUGAUGCAGCAGUAGCCCAAACAGUUCGAGCGCUCUUCAUCAUAAGCCCAGAUAAAAGAUUGCGUCUCUCAAUGACCUAUCCAGCCUCAACGGGUCGCAAUGUCGAUGAAAUCCUGCGUUGUAUUGACUCCCUGCAAUUGGUUGAUCGCAUAAAAAUUGUGGCAACUCCGGCAAAUUGGACGCCUGGUGAAAAGGUCAUGAUUCUUCCUGAGGUUACGGAUGAAGAGGCGGAAAAGAUGUUCCCACGUGGUGUUGAUCGGGUCUCAAUGCCUUCCGGUAUUAACUACGUCCGUACCACAACUAAAUAUCAAUAGAAUAAGUUUCUUCCUUUCCAAAAUGUUUAAAAAUUACAAAUAAAGUUGACUUGAAGAAUUGUGAA